AAUGUCCGAUAAGAGUAUUAAUAAAUUCUUGUUUGAAGCAAUUUUAUAACGUAAUAAUAUGAGAUUCCAAGCAUGCACCAUUGUCAGACAAUUUUUGAGAGUACAGACUAUUUAUGAAACCGCAUUACUAUCUAAUUGCAUACCUAAAUCUAGCUUUGAAGUAACAUCAAGAUUUUCAGGCAGUUUUCCAGUUCCACAAUCCGCUACCUUCUUGCAAGACGAUAAGAACGCUAAAGUUGUUCUAUUAGGAACAGUACAUUUUAGUAAACAGUCUAUUGAAGACGUUUCAGAGAUAGUAAAACAUUUGAAUCCAAAUGCAAUAUUAGUAGAGCUAUGUCGCCAAAGAGUGUCUCUGUUGGAGUUGGAUGACAAACAAUUUCUAGAAGAUGCUAAAAAUUUUGAUGCCAGGAAAUUCAACAGAGAGGCAGCUAAAGGUCAGAAUUUUGUAUCUGGUAUGCUCCAUGCAAUGUUAUUGAAGACAUAUGCUGACAUCGCUAAAGAACUGGGUGUGGCACCAGGUGGAGAAUUUCGUAGAGCGUACCAUGAGAUGAAGAAAAUUCCAGGCUGCAAGUUGUUUCUUGGUGAUAGACCAAUUCAGAUAACUAUAGCGCGAGCCUUUCAGUCGCUAAGCGUGUACGAACUUGGCCAAGUGCUUUAUCACCUCACUACGGCUAACCCCAAACCAUUAGAUAAGCAUCAACUAGAGAAGUAUAAGGAUAAGGAUUUUGUGCAAGCGCAAUUUGAAGAAAUUACGAGAGACGUGCCCGCGUUUAAAAAAAUAUUUCAUGUCUUCGUCGACGAGCGUGAUAAAUGUCUUGCGUAUUCGAUACAAGAAUGUGUUCGCAGUGUUAAAAAACCCCGUGUUCUGGCAGUGGUGGGGAUGGGCCACGUUGACGGAAUAUCAAAAUAUUAUGGAAAAAUGAAACAAGAACAUAUAAUACCGUUAUUAGUGAUUCCACCUGAACCUCUAUACAAAGUUUUUAUAAGGAAAGGAUUAAAAUUUACAUUUUACUUCAUGAUUUUUUCCUUCUUUUACCGACUUCUAUUUGGGUAAUCUAGUCAAGUAAAAAUAAACAAAAAAAAUAC
Hyposmocoma kahamanoa is the source of this 1086-nucleotide messenger RNA. Its product is annotated as traB domain-containing protein-like. The transcript has 8 exons. The coding region runs from base 59 to 1054 and encodes 331 amino acids. The record is from RefSeq and is a predicted model, not a curated record. Lineage: Eukaryota; Metazoa; Arthropoda; Insecta; Lepidoptera; Cosmopterigidae.